Messenger RNA from Haemonchus placei, 1962 nucleotides. Lineage: Eukaryota; Metazoa; Nematoda; Chromadorea; Rhabditida; Trichostrongylidae. The record is from the annotation of a GenBank genome assembly.
AUGGGUUCUGCUGUGUACUACAGUAUUCUGAGCACUUUUAUCUUCACGGGCAUUCUUCUCGGGACCACAUUCGUUCUCAUACUCAACAUCGUGGAUGAUAUCGGUAAUUUUCAAAUGCAGGUUGUUGAUGAUAUCAGUCAAUUCAAGACCUAUGCCGACGAUGCAUGGACUGUGAUGAUGACCACGAAUAAAGCCAACCUAAAUCAACGAGAGAGCGUCUUCUACCAGUCCAUUGUUCGCACCAAGAGGCAGGGAUCAUACGUUACAUCAAGUGGCUAUGUUAGAAGUGGAGGAGAAGUAGCACGUGGCUAUGACAGAAGUGGUGGAGAAGCAGGAGUAAGAGGAGGGUGUCAGUGCGCAGCCCAAGCCUCUAGCUGCCCUCAGGGACCACCGGGACCUCCUGGAUUAGCUGGAAUACCAGGAGAAGACGGCAUUCCUGGAGAGCCAGGCCAGCCAGGUCGUCAAGGUGAUCCCGCUCCUUCGCCCUACAAAACCGGGUGCAUACAAUGCCCAGCUGGGCCUCCUGGACCACCUGGACCCGAUGGAGGACCUGGUCCAGCUGGAGCUCCAGGGAAUCCAGGACAAGAUGGACAAGGUGGCGGUUCAGGCCCUCCUGGCCCUCCUGGACCUCCAGGAGCACCUGGACAGAGUGGGAACCCCGGUGCACCAGGACAAGAUGGAAUACCUGGAGCACCAGGUACCCGGUCAAGAAGCAAUCCUGGGCCACCCGGUGGACCAGGACCUCAAGGAGCACCUGGUGCACCCGGUCAGAAUGGCAGUAGCUAUGGAGCAGGAGCACCGGGACCAGCUGGACCACCUGGUCCUCCUGGUAAUAAUGGACAACCUGGAAGCCCUGGAGGACCAGGACAGCCUGGUAUCAAUGGAACACCUGGACGAGAUGCUGCGUACUGUCCCUGUCCACCAAGAACUCGUGUACAGUAUCCAACACUUGGGCAGUAUCCAACUCCACCGAGAAGCGCAUUCAAUCGAUUGGCGGAAGCUAUGCGAGCCAACAAGCCGAUGCCUUCGAUCAAUAGCCGCGAGAUUACCCAUGAGAUUUUUAACAUGGGUUCAGCUGUUUACUACAGUGUCCUGGGCACUUUUAUCUGCACCGGUCUUCUUCUCGGGACCACAUUCCUCGUGGUGCUCAACAUUGUGAGCGAUAUGGGCGACUUUCAAACACAAAUUGAGGAGGAUCUUAGCCAGUUCAGGACCUUUGCCGAUGAUGCGUGGACUGUGAUGAUGACCACGAAUAAGGCCUUUGCACCACAACGCCACAGCGUCUUCUACGAAGCCAUAGUCCGCAACAAAAGGCAGGGAUCAUACGCCGACGGAGGCGGCCAAGUUGGAGGAGGAGAAGGAGGCGAAGGGUGUCAGUGCGCGGCCAAAGCCGCCGGCUGUCCUCGUGGACCUCCUGGACCUCCUGGACAUGCCGGUAUACCCGGAGAAGACGGUUAUCCUGGAGAGCCUGGCCAUCCAGGUGCUUCAGGUUACGCCGCCAUGUCACAGCACUUAUCCGGGUGCAUUAAGUGUCCAGCAGGACCUCCCGGCGGACCUGGACCUAGCGGAGCACCUGGUCCAGCAGGAGCUCCAGGAAAUCCAGGACAAGACGGACAGGGUGGCGGUUCAGGCCCCGCAGGACCUCCUGGACCUCCAGGAGCACCUGGACAGAAUGGAAACCCUGGUGCACCAGGACAAGAUGGAACGCCCGGAGUACCAGGAACCCGAACAAGAAACUUCCCCGGUCCAGCCGGUGGACCAGGACCUGCAGGAGCACCUGGUUCGCCUGGCCAGAAUGGUAGUAGCUAUGGAGCCGGAGCACCAGGACCAGCAGGGCCACCAGGUCGACCGGGUAACAACGGAAGACCCGGAAGCCCAGGAGCACCAGGACAACCUGGUAGCAAUGGAGCACCUGGACGAGAUGCCGCGUACUGUCCCUGUCCUGGAAGAAGUCGUGGUUGA